Molecule: messenger RNA, 1420 nt
Organism: Carlito syrichta (Philippine tarsier)
Lineage: Eukaryota; Metazoa; Chordata; Mammalia; Primates; Tarsiidae
Gene: ADA
Product: adenosine deaminase
Exons: 12
Coding region: 14-1105 (363 amino acids)
Biological process (GO): inosine biosynthetic process; purine ribonucleoside monophosphate biosynthetic process; hypoxanthine salvage
Cellular component (GO): external side of plasma membrane; cytosol
Molecular function (GO): adenosine deaminase activity
Source: RefSeq, a predicted model, not a curated record
GCACGCGGGCACCAUGGCCCAGACACCCGCCUUCGACAAGCCCAAGGUGGAACUGCAUGUCCACCUAGAUGGAGCCAUCAGGCCUGAAACCAUCUUGUACUAUGGCAGGAAGAGAGGGGUCGCCCUCCCAGCUAGCACAGCAGAGGAGCUGCAGAAAGCCAUCUGCAUGGACAAACCACUCAGCCUCCCGGGCUUCCUGGCCAAGUUCGACAUCUACAUGCCUACUAUUGCGGGCUCCCGGGAGGCCAUCAAAAGGAUCGCCUACGAGUUCAUAGAGAUGAAGGCCAAGGAGGGUGUGGUGUACGUGGAGGUGCGCUACAGCCCGCACCUGCUGGCCAACGCCAGCGUGGAGCCGAUUCCCUGGAACCAGGCAGAAGGGGACCUCACCCCAGAAGAGGUGGUGGCCCUUGUGAGCCAGGGCCUGCAGGAGGGGGAACGAGACUUCGGGGUGAAGGCCCGGUCCAUCCUGUGCUGCAUGCGCCACCAGCCCACCUGGUCCCUUGAGGUAGUGGAGCUGUGUAAGAAGUACCAGCAGCAGACUGUGGUGGCCAUCGACCUGGCUGGAGACGAGACCAUCCAGGGAAGCAGCCUCUUCCCAGGACAUGUGCAGGCCUACGAGGAGGCUGUGAAGAGCGGCAUUCACCGCACUGUCCAUGCUGGGGAGGUGGGCUCGGCCGAGGUGGUGAGAGAGGCGGUGGACAUACUCAAGACGGAGCGGCUGGGGCACGGCUACCACACUCUGGAAAACGAGGCCCUCUACAACAGGCUGCGGCAAGAAGACAUGCACUUCGAGGUCUGCCCCUGGUCCAGCUACCUCACCAGUGCCUGGAAGCCAGACACGGAGCAUGCGGUUGUCCGGCUCAGAAAGGACCAGGCUAACUACUCGCUCAACACAGAUGACCCGCUCAUCUUCAAGUCCACCCUGGACACGGAUUACCAGAUGGUCAAACAGAACAUGGGCUUUACCGAAGAGGAGUUUAAGAGGCUGAACAUCAAUGCAGCCAAGUCCAGUUUCCUCCCGGAAGAUGAGAAGAGGGAGCUGCUGGAGCUGCUCUAUAAAGCCUACGAGAUGCCACCGUCCACCUCUGCAGGGCAGCACCCCUGAAGACGCCAUGGCCAUCUCUCCAAGUCCUCGCCUUGUGGAUUCUUGGCAACUCUGUGGGGUCGACGACGCUCUUACAUUUAUUCCUUCCAAGAAGACUGUGAUUUCUGUAGUCAGCCAGUGAAGCUCUUGAAGCUCGGGUGCCUGUUUCUGUACACACAUAUACCUCGGCAUGGCCACAUCUCCUCUGGUGUAUGCCCUGGCCAGGGACCAGAGUCCUUGCUGAUGGGUGUGGCUGACUCUGAAACCCUCCUUCUAUUACAACUCAUACUGAAAAUCUGGUGCUCAAUAAAGAAGCCAACGGCUGGUGUCAUGCAG